AGAAUUCCACAUCCGAACCACAAUCACGUAGGAUUGCAUAGAGCGCAAAAGAAAGGCUGAUUGCAAACCACUCGCAAACCAGGCAAUGAAGAGUGGACUUCACCGGUUGCUCUGAAUGUACUUUUCACAACAGGCUACAGUGAGAUUUGUGCUUAGAUUUUUCCCACUGGGCACAGCCGUCAAUUCAACGACUAUUCCACGUUGGUUGAAAGUAAUUUUUAAGAAAUGACGUGGAAACAACGUUGAUUCAACCAGUGUGUACCCAAUGGGUUCGAAUGAUGUCAGCUUAGGAUGCUCAUUAGCUGUCAUUCUGAUGGCAACAUAUAUUUUUCGACUGUUGUCCAACUUGACUCUCCGUCUUCCAGAGAACAUUGAGGUUUCGAAUUUGGAUUAUUUUUUACCUGGGGCUCGCGUGUCGAGCCCGUAGUUGUGCAAAAGACAAUGCCGUCCGCGGGCUGCGGGGCUAGCGAGCAGUGUGUCCGCGCACAUGAGCAGUGAACUCCGAAAGUUAUCGAAUGUCGAGCACAAAAAAUGUACGAAGAUUGAAAACGAUGGAUAAUGAAACUAUUUACGGGACAAUUUAUCUGGGUACCUGUGAAUAAUCUGGACUGGAGAUAAAGAGGAAUACCUUGGAGAAAUUUGCACAAUGUGCUGAAUGUGAAAUAUUACUUUUUUAUUUAGAGAGAUAGUAGUCUACCUAUUUGUAAAGACUGCCAUUGCAAUAUUUUAAAUGUAUAUCGAUGUUACCAUUAUUUGGAUCGUAAAUAUGUUUGAUUUCAGCAUUCAGCAAGUUCAGUCAUUUUAUGCACCUUACCUACAUAUUUAUCAUCAUGGCGCACUUAUGCAACCUUAUGCGUUGGACUAACCAUAAUCAGCACCCUCAGCAAUAUCUGGACAAAUUCUCGCACAUAGUAGAUGCGGAGACGAUUCAAGUGGUUUACACUCAGGUUAGUCUACUGGGGAGAUGGCGGCGGCGCUCGCCAGCUCCCUGAUACGACAGAAACGUCAAGCAAGAGAGGCAAACAGCGAAAAGGUCGCCACUUCGAAACGGCGCACCAGCCCCAGCAAAGAUCCCCGCUCCUUGUGCGAGAGACAUAUAUUUACUGUCUUCAACAAAGUUCGGUUCUGCAGCGGCAAGAAAAGACCAGUCCGCAGGAAACCAGAGCCGCAGCUGAAGGGCAUUGUGACACGACUGUUCAGCGAGCAGGGCUUCUACCUGCAGAUGAAGCCGGACGGAACCAUAAAUGGGACCAAGGAUGAGAACAGCGACUACACUCUGUUUAACCUCAUCCCGGUGGGGCUGCGGGUGGUAGCCAUCCAGGGGGUGAAGGCCGGCCUCUACGCAGCCAUGAAUGGAGAGGGCUUCCUCUACACCUCAGACUUGUUCACAGUAGAGGCGAAAUUCAAGGAGUCUGUGUUUGAGAACUACUACGUCAUCUACUCAUCGACGCUGUACCGGCAGCAUGAGUCUGGCAGGGCCUGGUACCUGGGCCUCAACAAGGACGGCAUGGUCAUGAAGGGCAACCGGGUGAAGAAGACCAAGCCCUCCUCACACUUUGUGCCCAGACCCAUCGAAGUUUGCAUGUACAAAGAGCCAUCGCUGCAUGACAUCGAGGAGAAGGGCCGCUCACGGAAAAACUCAGGGACUGAGGCUCCCGCUCUCCUGAACGGAGGAGAAAAAGUGGUGGGGCAGGACUCCACAGAGCAGGAUGGCGGCUCAUAGCCUGCACAUCGCCCCACGGAUUUCUUACACCUUGUUUAACGACAACAACAACGAUGAUAAACGACAACAACAACAACAAACAACAACAACAACACAAUUGAAAAAAAUUCUUGCCUGUGAAAUAUUUUAGAAAAAAAGGGGGGAAAUAUUUUAAAAUCAGGACAUUGAAUUGACAUUUUAUGCAAAAGCCUGAUACGAGUGUGGCACCAGGGAGUUCAUCCUCCUCAUCAUGACAAUGUCAAUGUUUCAAAGUCGAGCUCUAAAAUAAGCUUUAAACCAUGGUAGUUCACACACGUUGAUUUUAUGAAUGCAACAGCACUUUCACUUACUUCUUUGUGUUGUUAUAAUCAUGAAUAAGAAUUGUAUUGUAAUUCAUUUAGGGCUCUAUUCAAUCAGACAAGCUUUAGUCGACAUCCGCAAAGCGGUUGUUUUGGCGGUGUCGGAGGUGGAACUGUGUUAGAGCUGUGAAAUCGACAAGAGGCUCCUGGCAUUAUACCUAAAACAGACAUUGCCAAAAAGAGAAAUCCAUGCAGCCUUGUUUACAAGUUCGAACACUGUAAUGUGAGAUGUAAUCUACACCUCGAUUAGGCUGAUAGA
Coregonus clupeaformis (lake whitefish) is the source of this 2320-nucleotide messenger RNA. RefSeq names its product fibroblast growth factor 12-like. The transcript has 5 exons. Gene Ontology annotation, molecular function: fibroblast growth factor receptor binding; growth factor activity. The record is from RefSeq and is a predicted model, not a curated record. Gene Ontology annotation, cellular component: cytoplasm. Lineage: Eukaryota; Metazoa; Chordata; Actinopteri; Salmoniformes; Salmonidae. Gene Ontology annotation, biological process: regulation of cell migration; positive regulation of gene expression; animal organ morphogenesis. Bases 965 to 1723 code for a protein of 252 amino acids.